This is a messenger RNA of Carassius carassius (crucian carp), 2117 nucleotides long. Its product is annotated as caspase-6-like. NCBI's taxonomy places the organism in Eukaryota, Metazoa, Chordata, Actinopteri, Cypriniformes, Cyprinidae. Gene Ontology annotation, cellular component: cytoplasm. Bases 126 to 1022 code for a protein of 298 amino acids. Gene Ontology annotation, biological process: apoptotic process; proteolysis. The transcript is spliced from 8 exons. The record is from RefSeq and is a predicted model, not a curated record.
UUCAGUUCCAUUACAUACGUUAACUGUUGCGUUUGUUGCCUAGUCAGUUUUGUGCUUGUUUCUGUUCUUACUUUGUUGUUAAACCCUUCCUCGGGAUCGCACAGAUUCUCUCCGCUGAAGCGGCGAUGGCAAGUCAGGUCAAAAGCGAUGAAUCCGGGUCUGUGGAGAAGGACAGCGCUUUAGCGGGACAGACAGUCAGAGAAGACGAAACCGAAACCGAUAGCAUUAAUCAAAGUUUGGUCCGCCUGAAUCCUGAUGAGGAGUAUAAGAUGGAUCACAAGAAGCGAGGAAUGGCUCUGAUCUUUAACCAUGAAAAUUUCUACUGGCAGCUCAGGUUGAACAGCCGCUCUGGCACAGAAGCAGACAAGCAGAAUCUUGCUAAAAGAUUUCAGGAGCUGGGGUUUGAAGUGAAGACUUAUAAUGAUUACAAACGGGAAGAAGUUUUAACCAUAAUCAGAGAAGCUGCUGCCGCUAGUCAUGUAGAUGCAGACUGUUUUGUCUGUGUCUUUUUAAGUCAUGGGGAAAAUGGUCACAUCUAUGCCAAUGAUGGGCAGAUCCAAAUUCAAGAAAUCACUGAUUUGUUCAAGGGGAAUGAAUGCCGUAGCCUUGUAGGGAAACCCAAGAUCUUCAUCUUGCAGGCUUGUCGCGGUGACAAACAUGAUGAACCUGUGGCUCCAAUGGAUGUGGUGGACAGUCAGCCGGUCAAUGAAGUGGUUGUGGAUGCUGGAGCGCUCUGCACCCUUCCAGCAGGAGCAGAUUUCCUUAUGUGCUAUUCUGUUGCUGAAGGAUAUUACUCUCAUCGUGAGACGGUGAGAGGCUCGUGGUACAUCCAGGAUCUGUGUGAAAUCCUGAGGUGUUAUGGAUCUAAACUGGAGUUCACCGACAUCCUGACACUUGUUAACAGGAAGGUUUCCAUUCGCAGUGUAGAAAACUGCAGGGAUCGCUCUGCGUUAGGCAAAAAACAAGUGCCUUGUUUUGCUUCCAUGCUCACGAAGAAGCUGUUUUUCAGGCCAAAGAAAUAAUAUUAGUGUUAGGGACUUUUUGUUGGUAAAAAUGCAUGGGAUUAUUUUAUUUUAUUUGACUUUAGGUUGUGCUCCUAAAUAUAAAUCAUUUUCAAAAUGGAAAUCAUGCAGGUUUGACAAGCUCAGGGUUACAAAGUACAAUUUUUUUUUUUUUUAUAAACCCAUUAAUGAUGAUAGAUAAUUAGGUUUCACAGUUUACACUAUAGAAAUAGAAAAAAUACUUAGAAUUACCUGCAGGCCAAGAUCAAGAGUUUUUAGUGCAAUGAAAACUACUUAUAAAACUGGACUAAAGAAGAAAUUUAUGUCUAUCUAUCCUGCAUACUACAUUCAUGAUCAUGGUCUGUCAUUCGUAGCACUAAAGCAUGAUCUCUUCAUCUCUGAGACAUGUCAGGGUCUGUUGAGAACUUACUUUAGUUUGAAACUGGGAGGAACCGUACAAGAAACUCCAGUUAAACGGUUUUAAAAAAGAUACUUAUCUACCAGCUUUGCAUAGACACUACAUGGAGCUAAACGGGGUUUUUAUUAUGGUUUUGGUUUAAAUAUUUUAUCGUACAUGUUGUGUCUGAAUUGUUGAAAAGCGUGACUUUUAGAGAUCCGGCCACAGAGACACUACACUUUUACAUGUUUCUGACAUCAAAUAUUUUUGACAACUUGACUUUUGGUGUUGAGAUUUAUCACAUAGUUAAAACUACAAGUAAAUAUAUAUGAUAAGAACUGAAUGGUUUUUACACAUUCUUUACUCCGAUCCGUUAUCUUGGGAGUGAAAUUUAUAGUAUGGCCGUUUUAAUGUUGUUGCAAGCCUCAUAAUAUUCAUCUCUUUGAUAAUGCAGGUGUUUCUUUUAGAAUGAGGUAUUAAUUUCCCUCGUAAUGUGACGGCUUUCUGUUCUGUUUGAACAUGGAUUAUUGGGAAACUUUCUGUUGUGCAACAUUAACCUUUGUUGCAUGUGCAGUUGUCAGAAUUGAGUAGGCUUGCCUCUAUAUUCAAAUAACAUUCCUCUGCAUUGAAGGCUUGCGCUAUAUUUGCUAAUAUAGCAAAUCUAGGGUUAUAGUGUAGGUUUCCCUAAACUGUUAAAACGAGUUGAUUUAAAAAAAGAA